This is a messenger RNA of Daucus carota subsp. sativus, 2773 nucleotides long. RefSeq lists its product as uncharacterized. Lineage: Eukaryota; Viridiplantae; Streptophyta; Magnoliopsida; Apiales; Apiaceae. The coding region runs from base 1463 to 2773 and encodes 436 amino acids. The record is from RefSeq and is a predicted model, not a curated record. The transcript has 9 exons.
UUUAAAUCCAAGAUUUAUUGAUGCAUUCUAGAUUUUUGCAUUUAGUAUUGAGUAUUGCCUUUACUGCUGAGCUUUUUUGUUUAAUAAUUAAUUUAUGGUGCAGUGAAAAAUGUUGCUGAAACUACCUCUGACGAUGAUUUUGAAACUCCACCUCGAAAAUCGUUGAAAACAGCUGUGCAAAAGAGAUUGCCUAACAAAGUUGACGAACGACCGAAAAAAAAGCAAAAAGAGAACAAUGAUAAAGGUAAAAACAAAGGAGGCCAGAAACAGAAAAUAGAGCAGAGGGACAAGAUUAUAAGCAAGGUACGAUUAUUUUACACUCCAAGUGUCAUUCCUGUUGUAUAUUCUAAUCGUUUAUUUUCAACUGAAAAAUAUUGGUGCUCUCAUGCACAAUAGUCACUAGUAUAAUGUUGCACAUUCACAUUCAUAUUCAUAAUUUUUGUAACUUCUACAGGAAGAUGAAAUAGCACAGAUUAGAAACUCUCCUAGACUUUUAUGUGAUAUGAUUUCUGCAUUAUCUGACGAACAAGAGGAGUGGGUGAAGAGUGCAGGGUUCGGGAGUUUAGUAGACUUUGAAUUGUGGGAGAUACCUCAGAGAUUGGCCUAUAAAGUCCUAGAGGCUUUCGAUGAAAAAAAAUGCAUGUUAGUACUCCAAAGCGGCAAAAUAAAGAUAACUGAUCAUCUUGUGCAUGAGAUACUUGGUCUCCCUUGUCGUGGACAUGAAGUUAAGCUGGCGCAAGGUGAUUCGAGGUAUGAUAGACUGCUGGAGUGGAGAGAACAAUUCUCAGUUUCUGAAGGACAGAGCCUGAUUAAAGCAAGUGAUGUGGUGGAAAAGAUGAGGCAGAGUGGGGUAGUUGAUGACCUAUUUAAGAUCAACUUUCUAGUGGUGAUGGCAAAUGUUCUAAUCAGAUCAAACACAAACAACUUUGUGGCCCAGUCCAUAAUUUCGUUUGAUGACGAUCUUGAUAAUUGUGCAAAAUAUAACUGGGCUUCAUAUUUGAUACGGAGUUUGGUGAUUACAAAGCAAAGGUGGAAGCGCACAUCAUCACUUUUCUAUACCGGACCAAUGAUAUUUCUACUUAUUUUGUAUGUUGACCGAGUUGUGUUCAACAUAAACACAAAAGUACCAAGGAAACAACCAGCUUUUAGAGGUUGGACAAAGGAGAAACUCAAAGAAAGGGAAGUCAUGGAAUUGGAACCAGGUGCUUUUGGUUCUGGGAAAAUACUAAGAGAUGCAACUCCUCAACAAUCAAACCAAGCACAUAAAUCUGCAGAGGAAUGGGUGGAAGAUGAUUGACAAGCUGAAAAUGGAGAAAUUUUUGCAGAACAAAAUAAUAAUGGAGAUGAUCAUCCGGGUGUAGAUAAUCAUCCGUGUGGAAAUGAUCAGUCGGGUGGAGAUGAUCAGCCAGAUGACAUAACAGAGGAUUGGUGGGAAACUCUUAAUGUGAAGGUUGCUUUAUUAAUGGAUGCAAACAUCCAACUGAUGGAAGCAAAAAAUGUAUAUGAUGCUGAGUUGGCUAUUGCAAAGAACUUAUAUCCAGAUGACGAGAAAAUUGUUGAUAUGGAGGCAAAGGUGAACACUGCAAUGGAGACGAACAAAAAUUGGAUGGAAAGUGCAAGUAAUCCUGAAGAUUUGGUCGAUGAUGAACAUGUCUCACUAGGGGAAGUUAGAGAUGAGCCAAUAGAGCAAGUUGAUUUACCUCCCGAUGCUGAUGAUCAUCUUGACAUCAUUGCUUGGUUGAAAUCCCCAGAAGGAAUAAAAGAGUUUGAAAAAGACUUUGACGACUUCGAUUACCCGUCGUUCUCAUUGGGCAUAAGUCAGAUUUGCCAACAAGUGCAGGAGGAGCAUGGAGAGGUUGAAACAAGAAAAGAGCAUAUGGAACCUGAAAAGAAAACAAAGAGGGACAUCAAAGUGGGACCAGCUUACCGGUCGCCAUAUGUGCAGCGAAACACAAAUAUCAUCUCCCAUUACUCAAGACAAGAAAUUGCUGUCUACAGGUGGAUGAUUCAAGAAGGCAAAGAUGAGCUGGAAAAUAUUUUUGUGUGUAAAGAACAAAAAUUCCUCCGAAAAGUGAUUCGAACACUCAGUCCUGGGAAAAAAUUGUCAUAUUCAGUUAUAGAUAUAUGGUCAAUUUUGAUGAACGACAGGGAAAACUAUAAGUCCCCAGAUUCCCCAAUGCGCCUCUAUUUCGACAUUGCUUUUUCGAUAGGACCAUUGGAUGAUAAGAAUAGUGAAGAGGCUCAAUAUCAGAUGUUUAAAAGUGAAAUGGAGCACUUCUUUAAUAGAUAUCCAAAUAUCAGAUUUGAAGGAAGUGAUUUGCUGUUCUUCCCAGUCUAUGCAAAUAGACAUUUUUACUUGGUCUGCUUCAACUUAAAGAAGCAAGCAUUCGAAGUUAUAGACAACAUCCGCCAGGGGAAAAAUGCAGGAAAAUAUUAUGGGCCAAGAAUUAAACUUUUGCGUCGACACUUUGAGAAAUACUUGUUGGAGAACAACUUAAGUUUGUUGGCUAAUUUGGUGAAAAAUUUAAAACCAUCUUACUUGUAUGGACAAACAACACAGUUGGAUAAGAUUCGUGCAAAGUAUUGUCAUGCUAUUUUGGCUUCUCCGUUGAAUGAGAUAAGACAAAAAAUCCUCGAUGAAGCAAAACUUUUAUACAACAAGAUGGCAUCUGAGAGAGUUAUGAGUAUAGUGAUUGAAGCAAGUAAACGCAAGGGUGCACGUGUCCAUGGGAAAAAGAUGAUCAAAGGAAGGGUUUUAUUCGAUGAAGAUUGA